This is a messenger RNA of Clavispora lusitaniae ATCC 42720, 855 nucleotides long. RefSeq lists its product as uncharacterized. Lineage: Eukaryota; Fungi; Ascomycota; Pichiomycetes; Serinales; Metschnikowiaceae. The record is from RefSeq and is a predicted model, not a curated record.
AUGAGACUCUACUUUUGCUUUCUCAUCGCCACGUCGUGCCUCUGGAUCCCGGUGAUUUUCAUCUCGACCCGGGCCAAAGUGGCUGUGUCGUUUGUCGCCAUCUUCUGCGAGCAGGUGUCGUUUUGCAUCGUGUUCCAUCCUCGCACGAAAAGGUGGUUGAAACUCACACAGUCAACGGCUUUGAACAUCGAGCACGAGGUCGAGCGGUUGGCCACGUUUGUCACCAUUGCUAUUGGCGAGUUCUUGUACAAGGUGGUGGCAUCGCUGCCCUUGGGCGUCGGAAUGACCACCGCUUUCGGAAGAGGCUGUUUCCUCUUGAUUAUUGCCUAUAAUCUUUUCUGGCUCUUCUUCAACGGCGGAACAUCGGAGAAGGCCAUCCAUCCGUUGCGCCACAGUGCUUUCCGGGCCAUUCUCUGGAUCUACGCCCAUCUCCCGCUUGUCGCCGCCAUUGUGCUAGCGGCAGAUGCUGGAGGCGACUUACUUACUCGUGAUCUGGUGUACCAUACGCUUGAGGAAGUGCAUCGGAGGGCAGAAGAGGAAGCGGAAGAGCCCAACCUCCGGGCCUUGUCGUUUUUCUUCACUGGAGGCAUCUUUGUUGCGCUUUCGUGUAUUUGUCUCAUUGGCCUUUUGGACGAGUGCAAGGACGAGUCCGGAAAAUACAUGGUGCCCAAGUUCUGGCGGAUUAUCUGGCGGUUCCCGGCGGGCAUUCUUAUCGUGUGCUUGUCUUUGCCAAACCUAGACCUCACGCUAUUAAUGGGGCUUGUUGCGUUGAUCACUGCUGUUCUUUUGGUUUACGAAUCGAUAGUGUCUACGCCGCAGAAGGUGAAAGAGUCUAGAUAUGCUGUUGAAAUAUGA